This is a messenger RNA of Belonocnema kinseyi, 1798 nucleotides long. Its product is annotated as DNA-binding protein K10-like. The transcript has 3 exons. The record is from RefSeq and is a predicted model, not a curated record. Bases 177 to 908 code for a protein of 243 amino acids. Lineage: Eukaryota; Metazoa; Arthropoda; Insecta; Hymenoptera; Cynipidae.
ACGUAGUCUAUGGCGAGUCUCCGAAGAAGCACAAAACAAACUUGACCGGUGUUUAUUUUUUUUAAACCAUUUUUUACGCUUUCGAAGAAGAACGCCGCAGUGAGAAUUUUCCGCCUUUUCCUGCAGUGUAUUCUUGUAGAGAUAAUAAAUAGGUCGAGUUUCGAUGAGAGGAAGAAAUGAGCCCGCUUAACUGGGGAGGAUCACCUUUGGAAAUGAGAGGACCGCCAAUGGCAAUGUUUGGCAUGCGGCCGCCACCUCCUAGAUUUGGCGGGAGGAUGCCGAUGCCGCCUCGACCACCACCGCCAAUGGGCGGAAUGUUCCCGCCAAUGCCGAUGCGACCCAUGAGACCACGGAUGCCUCCUCCAAGGCCAGGUACUAUAAUGCGACCGGGUGGUCCACUGCCCAUGUUUGGUCCCAGAUUCAAUUUUAUGAAUUUUGGUCCACACAUGGGGUUUCCAAUGAUGGGUCCAAGAGGGCCUCGUGGACUGCUCUUGAGACCUGGUCCUAGAGCAAUGCCUCCACCAAAGGUCCCACCAGGAAAUAACGCUCUCAAGAACAAGGCCAUUAAUGCCAAAAAAGCCGUCAAACUCGAGGAAAUUGAUUUAAAAAAACCGUGGAUGACUGUUGAAAUACGGAGUGAAAUCCAAAAGAAAAACAAACUUUACGCGAAAGCGAAAAAAAGUAAAGAUAGCAAGGAAUGGGAGGAAUUUAAAGAUUUGCGGAAUAAAGUAACGCGGAUGAUAAGAGACGCGAAAAACGUUAGUGAGAAAAAGUCUGAAAAUAAGGCAACAACGCCAGUACAAAAAGCUACCUUGAAUCAGGAAUCGUCGAAAGUUGAAAAAGUUCAAGAGUCAGCAAACGGUCAGGUUCCAUGCCCAGAAAAAGUGCAAGUUGCAGUCGCAGAAUGAUUAAAAUAGAAGUUUUCAUUUUCCUCAGUUGUAAAAAGUGAAAUUUUCAUCCGCCAAUUAGUUAUUGAAUAGAGGGGGUUAUUUUGUAAAUAUAUUUUUUUAUAUAGAAAAUAAGAGUGCUGUGUGCGUAAAGAUAGAAAUUCAACACUAAAGCUUUUUGAUGCCGGCCCUAUUGUAUCAUGUAAAAUCUUAUGACAUUGCUUGAAAGAAUGAGAUGUAAUUUAUUAUUGAGUGAAUUUAUUUCUAAAAUCUUUACAAAAUAUUGGUAUUACUAGUCUAAAUAUCUUUUCUUAAAUUUAAUCUUAUUGCUAUUUUUUGUUGUAAAAUUUUAAAAUCAUCCUCAAAACGAUAAUAGUUUUUCAAAACUGGAUGACUGUUUACAACAAAAAUUCUAUGCCUCAAUUCAUCACUGAAACGCUUUUGCCUUGGAAACUUCCAAUUCCAAAAUGACGUUUAUGCGUUUUGAAAUCGAUAAAUGGAAAAAAGAUCUCGUAAAAUUAACAAUAAUAAUAUUUUAUUUUAAAAAUACAAUCUGAAUAUUUUUAAGUUUAUAGAUUCGUUGAGAGUUAAAACUACAAAGGCAAGUGACGGCACUAGGCCUAAAAUUUUCAUGGCAAUUGACAAUAAAUAUACAAAUUUACAAUUCCGUCAAGCUAAGCGCAAAACGGCCUUCAACUGAGAAUAAAAUUACAGAAAACGUAGUUGUUCAUUUACGUUUUUUUCUUCAGACGUGACUCAUUAAGUUAUUUUCUUUUAUAUGAAUUUUCUUAAAUACUCAUCAAAUGUGUAUGCAAAUUUAAUGAAUGUACUCGCAUAAUAACCAAUUUUUCCACCCGCUUUUUGUUAAGUUAUAUGUAAAUUAUUCAAGUUCAAUAAAGAUGAUGAGAAUC